UAUAGUUAAAUAGAAACUGAGUUGUGAUAGUGUAUGAGUUCAAAGGAGCCCUCUGAGAAAUGUGCUCUGUUCUCCUAACAGGAAGGGGAAGUGGUGAAAGAGGUGUCGUGAGUAGUGUGAGCUUGAACACAUUUUAUAAGUGAUUUGAUCAUUGAAUAAAUUAUCAGAAUUUUUAUUUUCUCUUUGCUAAAAUAACAUCGUGUCUUUUUUUAAGCUUGACUCUUUUAUUGAAAUAUAUGCACGUUCAUUUCAUUCAUGUUUUGAUUAAUAAGCUUUAGGUGGGUAAGUUGAAAUCAACUUUCUGGUACCAUAAAUGUUUUGUUUAUCUGGUGUUAUCUCGAAAUGGAAAAACCCCCAAGGAAUUGGGGCAAAUUAAUUAAAACAUUUUGAUCCUACAACCCGUGUCUCUGUGUACAAUGCUCCUACACCCUGCAAUUUCAUUUGUGUAAUGCUAUUUGGUUUGAAGACGUUGGGAUCACCCAUGGCGUCAAAGUGGGUGUUUUAAUAUUUGUAUUUUAAUUCAUAUUUUAACUUUACUGACCUGUGUGACUUGUUCCGCCAUAAAUGUUCACAAAAAAAAUAAUUGAGAGAUAUUCAAUUAUAAUCAUGGUCUGUUUAAUAUUAAGCUACAUCUAAAAUAUUAAACUAGUUGUGUUCUCACCGGGGAAAUGGUACGUUCCGGCGGUUGCGUCAUUCAUUGUUUACAAACCAACCCUAGCGGCUGCUUUUCGCUGGGCAGCGUGGUGACUGUGGACGCCGGUGAAGCGCCGUCGGUUUAUUUCGACAGAAUUGUGUCCAAACGUUUAAGAUUCACCUGAAAAUGCCUUGUCGAAAGGAGAACUACAUCUUUUUGGAGCAGUCCGUGACCGUCGAUUCUAAAGAGGUGGACGCUCUUGUGACAAAAAUCGGCGAAGCUCUUCAGCUGCACAACAAUAGCGCUACACAGCAGACGAUGUCGCGUCUCCACGGUCUGACCACCACCACUAGCAGCAGCAGCAGCAGCAGCAACAACAACAACAACAGCAACAGCAGCAGCAACGGCAAGCAGAGCAACAACAGUAACACUGCCAGCGUACAGAAGAGAAAUGGCUGCUGUAUACGUCUCCGUAGCGGCCGAAAAGCAACCCGAGCAAGUCCAUACAAUAUACCCGGCUCCAGCGAUCAGGAAUGGGACCAUUUCGCAACGUGGAACCGAAAGGGACUCGACGGUACGGGUAACGAGGACAACCCCCACCAGCUACUCCAGGAACUCAUCUUAUCUGGGAACCUCAUUAAAGAAGCGGUCAGACGACUCCAGUUUUCAUCCGAGUCGCAACGCGAUUUCUCUAAGCAAAUCGACUGACAUUGUGAGGCAUUAUCCAGCUAGCGGAUAGGAGAGUGUCGUGGUGGAUUAAGUCACACUGUCUGAUCUCCUCGGCUAACCUGGUUAACUGGAUAACCAGCGAGUUCGUGAGCUAUCACGACAAUAUUCAUACAUUUCUUUUCUGGGAGUUUAUAUAAAAAUAAAAAAAACGAACCUUACUUAAAAAAAACAACGAUCUUGGAUUAAAAAAACGAAACUGUAACGUUAUUUCGACUGUUAGCUAUAGCGUUGUUUUUGUUUGAAACGUGACUAAACGUUCCGAGUCUGUCACUAGCACGCGCACUGAGUCUGAGUGUCUGCUUUUGAAUGAAAUGUAAACGGCAAGUUAUUAUUUGUGCUUAACUCCACACGUAUUGUGUUUAACAUUGUGUGUGUGUGUGUGUGUGUGUGUGUGUGUGUGUGUGUGGCUUUUUUUUUCUUUUUUUCCUUUUUUUUUUAUAUUUUUAUUUUUUAAACGGUAUUCCUGUUUGCAGGCUAGUAGACCAAAUGGUCGUUGCACCAUGUUUGGGUAGCAAGUAAGAGGUUAGCAUUGUGCCCUUGGCGUGCUACCUUUGUUUACAGUCUUGCUAUCAGUAGCUUGGUCUGGGGAUGGGCCACUGGUACUUACAAACACACUCUCCCCACAAGAAAACCCUCUUCUCGCAGAACAAUAAGGUACUUCAUUGGCUGUAUUUGGGCUUUUCAAGCUGUUUCCUACUCCCACGUGGACCUCUCCAUCGAGUCUCUCUGGAAACACAGGAACUGUUCAGUUUAUUUUCAAGAGAAGAUCACUUUGUAAUGGGAGAGGAGUGCAAGAGACACGGGGAUCUUCAUAUCAGACUCUCUGGUGCUUUGAGAAUUCCUCUAUGGAGUUCGUAUGUGUCUCUGCUUUCUCUCUUAAUGUCUGUAUGCUUCGUAACGAAGUCAUUUUAACAGCCCUGACUUUUUCAGGCAGUUUGGUCUAUAAUAAACAUGGUGGAUUUUUUUUCA
Molecule: messenger RNA, 2332 nt
Organism: Ictalurus furcatus (blue catfish)
Lineage: Eukaryota; Metazoa; Chordata; Actinopteri; Siluriformes; Ictaluridae
Gene: gbp
Product: glycogen synthase kinase binding protein
Exons: 1
Coding region: 821-1342 (173 amino acids)
Cellular component (GO): cytoplasm
Source: RefSeq, a predicted model, not a curated record